This is a messenger RNA of Medioppia subpectinata, 1778 nucleotides long. NCBI's taxonomy places the organism in Eukaryota, Metazoa, Arthropoda, Arachnida, Sarcoptiformes, Oppiidae. The record is from the annotation of a GenBank genome assembly.
AUGUCUAUAUUGAACACAUCCGAUGGCAUAAGUGUUGAUCGCAGUGGUAACACCAAUGGAGUGAUUGUCACCAAAAACGCUAAUAUUAGCCUCAAAUCAGAGAUUAUCGACAUUAAAGCCAAAGACAAUUGUUUGGCAAAGAAUUUGACACAAUUGAAGACAAACAUCGGUUCUUCAGUCGAUCGCAAUCCAAAAGUGAUGAUAUUUUGUGGCCAAAAGUUAAGACAACGAAAUGAUUCGGUUUCCUCCGUCUCUGCCAUAAGUACAACGAUUGCCAACACAUGUAAACAAGAGGAUUUGUAUUCCACUUCUGGAGAUCAGUCGUCGCCAUCGCCGCAGAGCGCGAGUGACACUCAACCGCAGGACAUGUUCUGCUCGAGCACUAUGUCUGCCGACUGUUCCAGUAAUACGAGCGCCGACACCAUUGAUGCCAAAUGUGGUGAUACUUCACCCAAAAGAGUGUGUUUAGUCUGUGGCGAUACGGCCUCUGGAUUUCAUUACGGCGUCGCCUUUGUAUUUGAUUUGCAUUCGACAGCUUGUGAGGCGUGUAAAGCAUUCUUCAAGCGAACCAUUCAAGGCAACAUAGAGUACACGUGUCCGGCGGCUAAUGAUUGUGAGAUCAAUAAGAGAAGGCGGAAGGCAUGUCAGGCGUGUCGGUUCCAGAAGUGUCUUCGGAUGGGAAUGUUGAAGGAAGGCGUGCGUCUCGAUCGGGUCAGAGGUGGCCGUCAGAAGUAUAGACGCAGUUCCGAGAGUCCCUAUCUCGGAAGGCAUGUCAGGCGUGUCGUGUCUUCGGAUGGGAAUGUUGAAGGAAGGCGUGCGUCUCGAUCGGGUCAGAGGUGGCCGUCAGAAGUAAUCUGCGUCAAGGCUCUCAGGGAUAGUCAACGUGUUAUACAGUGGCGAAUUCUUCUGUGGGUAACUCCCAUACAGAACACAGCCUACAGAACAACGAUAAUAUCAGCUCUGAUUGGUUGCGAACCCGAACCUCUAUUAGCGCUGAUUUGUCAGAGCUCUCCCACAUCGUCCACAUCUUCCGCUCAAUACAAGAGUAUUUGUUCAUUGAGUGAUCUCGUGGACAGAGAACUGGUCGCUACUAUUGGAUGGGCAAAACAAAUUCCCGGUUUCACAGAUUUGAUUCUUAACGAUCAGAUGAGACUAUUGCAGACCACUUGGGCUGAAGUUCUUUCCCUUUCAUUAGCUUUUCGUAUUGUAUGCAAUGCACGCCAACGACAGGGUCGGCAUCAGCCAGUGCACCGUGUUGUGGAUAUUCUAUUAGAAGACUCGCAAUCGGUUUCGAAAUUACGGGAAACUCUAUUAAUGACACUUCAAGAAUGUGUGUCUGCUUUACGACCACUGAAUAGUGUAUCGCAUUUGAGCCAAUUGUUGUUAUGUAUGCCUUUGUUGCGACAGUUGGAUGGCGUGACCAGACGUUACUGGAAUUGUGUCCGAAGAGAGAGCAACGUUCCGAUGAACAAAUUGUUUGUCGAAAUGCUUGAGUCAAACAUAACAAUGCGUUAACUAAAUCACAAUUAUGUUUGUUUUAAUUAUGGGUUUGUUUGCGAACAAAAUAUUACUAAAAUAUUUGGACACAUAUUGAAAACAAUACGACAAUACAUGUAAUACAGGGUAUUAUUUUAUUGACAAACCGAUUGUCAAUUAUCUGCAACUACUGAUGGUUUGGGUUUGAGUUGAUCUAAGGUUAAGAUACUAUUACUAGGUUUAGAAUAUCUCUAAAAUGCUAUGCUUUCAAUAAUUUACAAUAUUAUUAAUAUUAAUUAUGC